Mesorhabditis belari is the source of this 1398-nucleotide messenger RNA. The record is from the annotation of a GenBank genome assembly. NCBI's taxonomy places the organism in Eukaryota, Metazoa, Nematoda, Chromadorea, Rhabditida, Rhabditidae.
AUGUCAAUUUCCACAGAUAUCAAGGAAAAACCGAUUGAAUACUUCAUUGCUAAAUCCACGGAUCCGUAUGUAAACGACGGGGAGAGGCGAAAAUUCGCUGAAAAGCUCUGUGAGAUUGUGAAUUUCGAGAUAGAGGGCGCGCAAUUGGCGGUGAGUCAAUUGGGACACAAAAUCGCGAGUCCAAAUCAAGAUGAGAGUCUCUACUCACUACAGGCCAUCGAUCUCUUGGUUCGACGAUGUGGAGCAAAAAUCCACACUCGAGUUGGCAAAUUUCGCUUUCUAAAUCAGCUCGUUCGAUUGUUAACACCAAAAUAUCUUGGCAAAGAAACAUCAGAAAAGGUGAAAUACCAAGCCACAAUAAUGCUGUACACAUGGCAGAAAUCGAUGGGACAUUUGGAGAAAUUUAAAGAAGUGUACGACUCAUUAAAAGAUCGAGGGAUUAUCACAGAAGAUCCAUCAAUUGAAGAAGAAAGCGUCUUGAUCAUCCCACCACCUCCACCGAAAUUCGCCGUAUUUGAGGAUGAGGAAAAGUCGAGGCUUUUGAAAGAACUUUUACAGAGUAAUAAAACCGAGGACCUCCAGACAGCUAAUCGUUUGAUCAAGAGUCUUGUUCGAUCGGAAGAUCAAAAAGUCGAAAAAAUCAAUAAACGCUCGGAUGAUCUCGACAAAACGGUGAAACUCUGUCAAAUGAUGGAAACGGCGAUGAGGAUUGGAGGAGCCUCUGGGGAUAUUACAGAACUUCACGAUCGUCUCUCCGAAAUCCGCCCCAUCAUCUUCAAAUACGCAAAUGAGGCAGCUGAAAGCUCUGAUGAGAUUUUGGCAGAGAUUUUACAGAUCAAUGACACGCUAAACCGUCUUCUCCAAAUGUACGAGACGCAAAAAUUGAGGAGGCAUGAGAUAACAGCGUCAAUCCCGAUCCCGAGCCUCUACGAAUCAAAGAGCGAUCAAAGAGGAACUUUUCUAUCAUCCCCAGUGCGUUGCCUGCCCGAGUCUGUUUCUUUCACUGAACAACAGAUUCAAAUGUCCGCCGAGUCUCCGAUUUCAAUAAUGGAGCGUAAAAACAUCAAGAUCAUCCUUCACUACAGUCAGAAUUCACCACCAGGGACAACAGGAGUGAAAACAGCGUUGAUCUCGUUGUUGAACUUCAACACGCAUCCUCUUCAAAAUGUGGCCCUUCAAGUCUACACGAACAAUUUAAGAAUAAGCAGCCGUUUGCUGUGGUCUGAUGGGCGACGAGUGGAGGGUUUCUCCUCAAAUCAUCCCACUCCUCAUUCCCGUGCAAUUCUUCUCGUCCUUCCAUUAGAUCACGAGAUACAAGAGUGUGAAUUCAUCUACUCGAUCAGUUUCACCGAUGUUUUUGAGGAAACAAUCACCGGCACUUUCUCAAUGAAAGUUCAA